Molecule: messenger RNA, 936 nt
Organism: Endocarpon pusillum Z07020
Lineage: Eukaryota; Fungi; Ascomycota; Eurotiomycetes; Verrucariales; Verrucariaceae
Exons: 3
Coding region: 1-936 (311 amino acids)
Source: RefSeq, a predicted model, not a curated record
AUGUCGAUUUUCAGCAAGCUACGGAGAGCCAAGCAGGCGGCAGACAGCCAAAAAGAAAAGAACAAUGCUGCUGCUGAGACCAAACCGAAGCCAGCACCAUACAAACAUAUUCCUACACACGCAGCAAGCGAUGCUCUUCUAGGAGCGCCUGCAGGUAGAAGAGAAGAGGACAGAAAAGCCAUCCUAGCUCAGCAUCAAAGAAGAAGUCAAUACAACCUCAGUCGCAAUCCGAGCUCGCUAUCGAAUGUCACAACUCUCAAUCGCGACCAAAGUUUCACCUCCCGAGAUUUUGUUCAUGGCGGAACAAACCAACGGAAAACUGGCUCACGGGACUUUGGAUCAGCCUCCAACGUUCCACGGAUGGGCCAUCUCACAUCGCCCGGGACCCCGACCGCUUCCUCUCUGAGAAGCCAGCUCCAGCCUAGGGAACGCUCAUCUGGUAAAACGAUUAUGCGAAGAAGUCGUAUUGACGCAAUUGACCCACCGCCUCCCAUGCCAAAUAUGACCGGACAUCGACCCGUCCGUGCUUACCCCAACGCGGCGUCUCCCACGAAAGACGUCAAGUUCCAUCUGCCCUCAAGUAGAGGAAAUUCUCCGAGCCACAGCUCAGAAGAAGGUUCCGUUUUGUCAUCACGAGACUCUUCCUUCUGUGAACCGAAUGCUGCAACUGCUAUCCCAACCCGUCACCCACGCAGACCUUUGACCUGGGAAUCCUCCGGUCACAAUUUCGUUGAUCCGAGCUAUCGUCAACCACCACAUCCACAUCGGAGCUCGAAUCGCACGGUGCGGGAAGCUCCAAGACUUUCUGCAGUAUCCACAACACCUGGUCCUUAUCCUUCUUUGAAUCCCACCACACACCGCGUCGAGAACGACCUUGGUUUUAUAAACUUCGGGCUUGACUCUAAAGACAUGGGCUUCCCUGUUGCGGCCCACUAA